Messenger RNA from Verruconis gallopava, 1382 nucleotides. RefSeq lists its product as uncharacterized. The transcript has a single exon. Bases 47 to 871 code for a protein of 274 amino acids. The record is from RefSeq and is a predicted model, not a curated record. Lineage: Eukaryota; Fungi; Ascomycota; Dothideomycetes; Venturiales; Sympoventuriaceae.
AGCACCUUUCGCAGCUAAGCAAAGAGCACGGCGGAUCAUAAAUGUCAUGAUACGAAUUUUCAGCCUUUCCAGGCGGGCCUUCAAUGGCAAUAUACUGUUUCGCAAUGCCUCCGUCCACCAACUCCUAACCAGGAACACGCGACAAUAUGCCUCGAAGCUCAAAAAGUCAAAUGCCGUGUUGCCAGCGAGGCGACCAAAGUUGGCUAAGGCUUCAGAGGGAGCAUCUUCAUCGUCGCAAGGCGCAAUAACAGGCACAUUCGAGUAUCCUACCGCGCUACGAGUCUACUCCCGCUCCGCGCCACGUAUCGCCUUCCUGGGCGUUGUUCGGCUCGCGCCCUUCGUCCUAGUCGUGAUCUGGCUAUUCCAAGUCGGCGCAGAGGCUCUGUCAUCCCCCGAACCGCUCAAUUGGCCUUUGGUUCUUCAGGCCGGCGCGUCACUGCUGCCCAUUCUGCUUGUGACGCCCAUGACAUCUGGGUACGUCGCCCGUAUCCUCGUCCAGCUGCCGCCACAGGCGAGACUCAACAAGGAGAUGCUGAAGAAGUGGAUGUCUGACAUACCUGGUGACACAUUACUGGAGAUCAAGACGGUCAGGGCAAAUGGGUUUAGCUGGGCGACAGAUCAGUGUCUUCUGAAGGAUUUGAGGGCGAGAAAACCAACGUGGCUGAGGAAAGGGAACUUCGAGAGGCAUGUUGAUCCGUCUUUGGAUAAACGUAGGAGCUCGAAUAUAUGGACGAGGCUCUAUGCUCUGGCUUCUGAACCCCCGAGAAUUUUGAAUAUUGUCGCUGAGGAGGGGCUGAAAUCAAAGCUCGUAAAGGAACCAAAAAUCUGGCCCCUUAUCGAAGAGCAGAUCAAAAAGAGAAGUAAUAACUGAACUUCACGUAUAUUGAAAUGACGUGAAAAAAAAAUAUUACAGAAUGCGGCCAAAUCGGUCGCGAUCGUCUCUUGAGGGUAUUUUUGACGGGCUACCAAACAACUUUCGGAAGUAGUGACUAGUCCCAGUACUUGAUGAUGCCGUUUACAUCACCUGUAACCACCUUGCUCGUCUCCCUUGGAUGCCACGCACAGCUCACCACAGGCACUUGGCUUGCCUGGAUCUUGUGGAGCAUCUUGCAAGUCUUCCAGCUCCACCAGCACACAUAUCCACCGGUAUCACCGGACAUGACGAACUCACCAUCGGGACUGAUGGAGACAUCAAUAGCAUGGCCGGCAUUGUUAUGACCACGGAAACCCUUCUUUCGAUUCUGUCGGAAGCGUUCGGAAGAGGCGUACACGACGAUCUGGUUGUCGGACGAUUGCAUGGCGAUAAACUCCUUGGUGGGAUGAUGCACGGCGCGGGUGAGGGGGUACAUGUGCGGUUCGGCGAUGAAUUUGAUAGGAACAGG